Molecule: messenger RNA, 1603 nt
Organism: Durusdinium trenchii
Lineage: Eukaryota; Dinophyceae; Suessiales; Symbiodiniaceae
Source: the annotation of a GenBank genome assembly
AUGAGCGUUGGCGGUACAAGAGAGCCCCUUGGAGCCUGGAAGCCUCGUGAUCGUGCCUUGGGACUCGACCCCUUUCGUGACUUGGACACUGCUAGAAAGCCCCCCCAUGCUCAUGAGGUGGGUGAUGAAUAUGUUCGUAAUGAGGAGUUCGAAGAGGUUCCUUUGGAUACUCUGGGCCCCCAUGACUGGUCAGUUCAGCUAAAUGGGAGUUGGAAGCAUCUUCAGGAACAUAUCACUUUAAAAGAGGGUCGUGCAUUGACAUUGGCUAUUCGAAGACUCUCCCGCAACAGCCGACACCGGGGCAAGCGUCUUUUGAUUUUUGUGGACAUAGUGGCUCUUGCUUUCAGUGUUGGGAAGGGGAGGUCUUGCAACCAUGCCAUGUUGCGGGUGAACCAGAAGAUUGGAGCACUCGCCCUAGCCUGCGGAUUGAUUUUGAGAGUUCGGUGGAUUCCAUCCGAGUUCAAUGUCUCAGAUGGGCCAUCGAGAGGUUCGAAACUUGCGGGCUGGUUCAAAGCCGGCUAUUUACGAGCACUUCGUGGAUCGUUGGAAAAGAAGGUGGUGAAGAGAGUGGAGCCAGUGAGGAUGAUAAAAGCCAUGAAGAAGGAAGUGAAGUUUGUAGUGGGUGUGAAGAAUACACCGUUUGGGGACGAGGGGAAGAGAGCUCAGAAAGGGAAGCUCACCAUGUUGGAGGUCAACAGCAUCAGUGGAGUGCAGGAGGCUCAAUAUCAGCACUACCUGAGAUGCUUCAAGGACUUCUGCAAGGAGAGCAAGAUAGGAUUUCCAAAGGACAACAAGCUGGAUGCCGUUUUGGCCGAUUAUUUCGACGUGUUGUUCCUCGAUGGCAAGACAGCCGCCGAGGGAGAAAAGACACUCGCCAGUUUAGAGUUCUUCAACCACAAGAUGAAGGGCAAGCUGACUCGGAGCAGGAAGGCUUUGAAGGGUUGGAGGAGGCUCCGACCGCCGAAGUCUCGACUGCCCCUUCCCAAGCCAGCCGUUUGGGGCAUAGCAAUGCGACUCCUUUUCAAAGGGGCGAGGGAGAUGGCAUUAACAACGCUCCUGAGCUUCGACGUCUACUUGCGCCCAGGAGAGACAGCCGAUCUGAAGGUGAAGAAUUUAGUGAGGCCGGUUGGGAACGCUGGAGUGCAAUACAAACACUACACAGUGGUGAUCAAGGACGAGGACGACCAGAUUCCCGACAAGACCGGAGUCUUCAGCAAUUCAGUGAAACUGGACAAUCCCCUGACUGCCAGUUGGUUGGGACCAGCGCUUCAGCAGAUGGUGCGAAAAAGGAAGCAGGACGAUCCAUUGUUCAGCUUCGAGCAGGACAAGUACCGGAAACGGUUUCAAGAGGCCGGCUCCUGGCUUGGCUUGCCAAAUCUGCACUUGUACCAGUUGAGGCACGGCGGGGCUUCAGACGAUCUCUGCCAGCGAAUCCGAGACCACAAUGCAGUGAAAGACAGGGGAAGAUGGUUGACAGAUACCUCAGUUCGGAGGUACGCCAAAAGUGGCAAGGUUCAGGAGAUGUUGAACAAGAUGCCAGCUUGGGCCCUUCACGCCAAACCUGCAGUCGACAAGAUGGGAGCAGUGGUCCGGGGGCACAUGG